AUGUCGGAAGAAAAUGCCAGCAAAUCGCCUCAAGCAUACUCCUGCAAAUGCCACUGUGGGGAAGUAAGGUUUACUAUGACACUGUCUUCGCAUCUGGCAGACUACACAGUCAUGCAAUGUAACUGUUCCAUCUGUGUUGUCAAUGGCUACCUCUUGGUUUACCCGAAUCGCUCCGAUGUUGUCUUCUAUGGAGAUUUGAAGAACCACGUGCAUAAGUACCAGUUUCACACUAAGAAGAAAGAUCACUGGUUCUGCCUCCACUGUGGCACGAGCUUGUUAAUUGAUUUUAACGGUAUAUAUGAGAACUACGAUGUAAUGGCGGUCAACGCUCGGACAAUUGAAAAUGUCGACAUUGCUACCUUGACGCUUGAAUACGGGAAUGGUAAAGCGCUUUAA
This is a messenger RNA of Bipolaris sorokiniana ND90Pr, 396 nucleotides long. RefSeq lists its product as uncharacterized. Bases 1 to 396 code for a protein of 131 amino acids. NCBI's taxonomy places the organism in Eukaryota, Fungi, Ascomycota, Dothideomycetes, Pleosporales, Pleosporaceae. Gene Ontology annotation, molecular function: carbon-sulfur lyase activity. The record is from RefSeq and is a predicted model, not a curated record. The transcript is spliced from 3 exons.